CGUGUGCUACAGGUGGGAGAUGCUAUGGUGACCAGCGAGCUGAGAUAAGGGGGGACUUUACCUAUUGACCAGCUGAGCAUCUUUGAAUAGUCACCUGAGUGUACAGUUCAAUAAACAAACUAGGCAUUGUGUUAUAUUUCCGUUUUCUGUGAUGUAUAUAAAGUGUAAACUCUAUAUCAGACAUUGUACAGGUACCUUCAAUUUAAGCCCAUAAUGUGUGUAAGGUGUAUACUUUUGUCUCAGAGUAGAGUUGUUUAAGACUACCAAGAAAUGCUCUGUGUGGACCACUGCUACCGCGGUAAAAAGGUUAAGGGACAACUAAUUUUCAUAUCACAGUUCCUCAUCCACAUGUUAAAACAUGACAUACAUAUAGUUUUUUAGAUAAAUAGCCUAAUAAAGUCCUGAAAAAUAAAAUUAAUUCAGAGUUUUCAUAGAUAAAAAUGUAAUAAUGCAAAUUCUGGAACUUUGAUAUUUUGCAACUCUGGUGAGGACUGACCGCUUAAAAUGAAUUCUAGUAUAGUCCAGUAAUUGGGAGGGACAACCUCGCUCUCUCUUACCUUAACUUUCCUCAUCCACCUGCCAAAGACCCUCCCUAUAUUAAAGAGAAAAUCCCCCUCAUUGACUGCACAUAGUUCCUGAAGACUUCAACUAGCUGCUAAACACUUGACAUUAGAGAACGACAUGCAAAAAGACAAGGUUUUAAGAAUGAAAGUUGUCCUACUAAUGCUGUCUUUGUGCCUCAUACUGUCUGGGGCACAAGGUGAGGGGGCCAGUUUAUCUAACAGUCAGGUUGAAACCUGCUCCUUCAUCAGUGAGCUGGCUGUGCUGAAGGAAAAACUGAACACCAUGGAUCAGAAGCUAGGAGUUGUGGAGACCAGGCUACAAGUCAGUGAGAGCCAGGUGGAAGAACUGAAAAGUGUGAACAAAGCUCAAGAAGAAGAACUGAAAACAUUAAAGAAAGACAUAGCCGCUGGUCAGCCAAAGGUGGCCUUCUCCGCAGCUCUAAGAACAUCUGGUUCUGGUUACAUAGGACCCUUCAACACUCACACACCCUUGCAGUACAAAAGAGUCUUCUCCAACUUCGGCAGUGGAUACAACGCUGCUACAGGGGUCUUCACAGCCAUGGUCAAAGGAGUGUAUUACUUCCGCUACACCAUGUUCUACAAUGGAAACGCCAACGCUGUCGUGGUUUUGAUGAAGAACGAGGAAUUUCUCGUGUCCACAUGGGAUGCUACGUCAGGAAGUAGUGAAGAUUCCGCCAGCAAUGCUGCCAUAGUGCAGCUGGAGGUGGGAGACAAUGUCUUCGCCCGUCUCUCAGCUAACAGGAGAGUCUACGAUGAUGGUGGAAACUACAACACCUUCAGUGGUUUUCUGCUCUUCAUCAACUAAUAUUAACAAGUUUACAUUUCAUUUAGCUGUAAACAGAAGUGUUUUCAGAAAUUCUAUCACAACUCUAUGAAAGUUUUAAAAAGUCUAGUUGUACUCUUUGAACUGUACUGUUGACACUGGGCUGGGUGUAUUUGACAAACAUAUUUCUUGCAUCAUUGUGACUGGUGCCCUGAUCAAAAGUCAUGGUCUACUGUAGUAGUUGUGAUUUGGGUUAACCCUUCACACUCAUACCCGGGUUAAAAAUGGCAGAUUUCAGGCACUGAGCCUAAAUUGGAAUGCAGUGGCUGUACAGUAACAUUCUAUACAUGAUGUCAGAGCUCAGGCUCUUCACAGGUUGACUGACAGCCAUUGUGAUAUUGAACACCACAUGCGACAAUAAGCUGCCCCCAUCACUCCCGCUAAGUGGGCAAAUUUUCCACAUUUCUUGUGAAUAAUCAUAACACGGUUGAGAUUUGAAGUAUAAAUGAGCCAUAUCCCUGCGAGUGAGAAAGAUUCAACUAGCAACAUAUUAAAGAUUCUCUAAUUUUGCGUAACAGGGUGGCCAUUUGUGAGGGGUGUUUAUAUUUUUUUGCACCAUUGUUUUACCACCGAAUAAAUUAUGACACUUCCUACAACGACA
Messenger RNA from Oncorhynchus tshawytscha (Chinook salmon), 2008 nucleotides. RefSeq names its product complement C1q-like protein 4. The coding region runs from base 682 to 1389 and encodes 235 amino acids. Lineage: Eukaryota; Metazoa; Chordata; Actinopteri; Salmoniformes; Salmonidae. Gene Ontology annotation, molecular function: protein binding. The record is from RefSeq and is a predicted model, not a curated record. The transcript has a single exon.